AUGCUUUAUCGCCAAUCAAGUCUUGGCUUGAGAUGUGAUCACCGUAGAGCAAUACCGGAAAGGGUUGGAGAGGAGAUUGUGAGUGUCAACAAUAAUGCUCACAAAAUCGAAAAGGAAGAUUCCAACAAAUCGCUUUUGAAACCAUCUACCAUGCCACCAAUCUCCGCCGCCGCCGUAUCUUCUCUUGAGGAAGGAGCAGGUAAGAAACUUGCAGAUUGGGAAAUUCAUUUUCAGCUUCAAAGCAUCGAGGAACACAAUCUAGAUCGUCGGAAUUUUGUGCCUAUUCAACUAUGGAAUACAAACAAGACGAUGUUUGGUGAAAAAGGAAGCAUCACAAGAAAGCGCUACAGUCGGUUCAUCAACAACACUGUGAAACGGGUGGGCAUUGAAACCUACAUCAAAUUGCUAAAGAAACACAAGAUCGAGAUGUCAGAUACAACUCGUGCUGAACUCGAAUCAAACGAGGAAAACCCUGUUGACGCAGACGAAAGGAUGGAGACGGAGGAGACCGAGGAGGACAAACCAACAACAGAGCAGCGCGAUGUGCCAGCUCCUGAACAGCGUACUGCAGUGUCUUCGACAAUUCCAGAACAAGCAACUGCACUCAACUCCUCUUUUGACCUCCUUGUUUCUAAUCUUUCAGGGAUGAACAUUUCUGCAAACUCCUCUAUUGGCUCACCAAGUCAAAUCUUCGGAGCCACAAGCUAUGGAUCUCAUAGUUUCUCCUCUCCUUGUGGCUUUGGUUCCCCACCAACAAGAACCAGGCCCAGCUACCCUCUUCCCGACUAUCACCAAGAUGGUUCCAAGAAAUGGCCAAACGUCAUCUAUAAUUUUCCAGAACAUGGCCACCGCCACGGAAACACUUUCAUUUGCCAAGGUCUGAUCGAACAAGACCAUAUUGAGUAUCAAACCAUCACUGUGAACUGCCCAUGCCCCCCAGAUGACUACAAGUUCUAUGAACUCAAAAUCGCAAAUUCUUUUGAGGUGCCAGCUUGCUUUCAAAAGCAUCUCGGUCAUAUUCUUUUGUUUCGAGAGCCAGUAGCCAACUUCACUGCAUGUCAGUACCAGAAGUUUGGUAUUGCUAAGUCCGAUAAUCCCGGAGCAAAGAAGACUGUUGUCAAUGCCCUGAAGGCAGAGGCAGUGAAUGCUGAGAGAGACUUGGACCUAUUUUUCAAUUACUCGAUCAUCGUGUUUUCAAUGGAACAACCAGUGUUCGCGAAUAGAAUCUUCUCCCCCAAGUCGGACUUUAUUGUUGACAGCGAGAAGAGUGGCAUCCAUAACAAGCCUGAAGAUAACACCAGUUUCAAGAAAGACCAGUAUGGCCUCACUCUUUCCUGGAAGAUUGCUUUGGCUGGGGAAUUCCGAGAGUUGAAGAGCAGUGUAGAGGAGCCUGACGCAGAUUCAUUCUUCACCAUGACCAAUUAG
This is a messenger RNA of Cylindrotheca closterium, 1425 nucleotides long. The record is from the annotation of a GenBank genome assembly. Lineage: Eukaryota; Bacillariophyta; Bacillariophyceae; Bacillariales; Bacillariaceae.